AUGAAGGAACCAGGGGAUCAGGAUACUGAUGGGAGGAGAUUGGAUAAAUCAAAGAGUGAUGGGAAACGGUCUCUGAGCUCCUUGAAGUCUGCAUCAAGAUUUGCUGUGAGAGAGGAUGCCACAGAUGAAACAUUUGUUGAAGGGGGAGAAUCAUAUUUAGAGGAUGAUGAUUAUGAUACGGAACGUUUGGAAGGAAGUUCAGGUUCAUUUCACUAUGACUAUGUGGAUAACAUUGGAGACUCUCAAUAUGUGGAAGCCCUUGCUCCAGGCUCCGAAGAGGUGGAGGAAGAAGUUAAGAAGAAAAUCUCAGAGAACUUCUUCUACGACUAUACGGAACUUAUUUCGAUGCCUUUUGUGACUCCGGAUUCGAACAUACCACUGGAUCUUCUCACACUUGUUCAUUCCUUUGGUUAUGACUGCAGAAAGCGGGCCAACCUACAACUUCUGGACAGCGAUAAUGUGAUCUACAUAGCUGGGAACCAGCUGAUCUUUCUGAAUUUGAAAACCAAGGAACAGCUGUACCUGCGAAGUAGCAGUGGUAGAGGAAUUGGUGUCAUUGGGGUACAUCCUGAUAAAACUUACUUCACAGUAGCUGAAAAAGGAGUUUUCCCAAAGAUUAUCAUCUAUGAGUAUCCUUCUUUGAAGCCCUACAGAAUCCUUCAAGAUGGGACCGAGCUGGGCUAUGCUUAUGUGGAUUUUGACAGCAGUGGUACCUUGCUAGCCUCUGUUGGCGGCAGCCCUGAUUACACACUGACCAUCUGGAAUUGGAAAGAAGAACAGCCCAUGCUGAGGACAAAAGCUUUUUCCCAGGAAGUUUUUAAGGUUACUUUCAAUCCCGAAGAUGAUGAGCAGCUUACUACAUCGGGAUCAGGCCACAUCAAGUUCUGGGAAAUGGCUCUAACAUUCACGGGUCUCAAGCUUCAGGGCUCAUUGGGUCGAUUUGGCAAAACAGCCACUACUGAUAUAGAAGGUUACAUGCAGCUCCCAGAUGGGAAGGUGCUCUCAGGAUCAGAGUGGGGCAACAUGCUGUUGUGGGAAGGCGGCCUCAUCAAGGUUGAGCUCUGUCGAGCUGCAAGGAAGUCUUGUCAUCAGGGUCCCAUUAACCAGAUAAUGCUGGAUGAGGGCGAAGUUAUCACCAUUGGGGCAGAUGGAUGUAUUAGGAUCUGGGAUUUUGAGACAGUAGACACUGCUGAUUCUAUUGAUGAUACUGGAUUGUUAGAGAUCGAACCCAUUAAUGAACUUCAAGUAGGCAAGAAUGUCAAACUCUUCUCUAUGAUAAAAAUGAACGAGAUUGGAAGUAAUUUUUGGUUAGCUCAGGAUGCCAAUGGAGCCAUAUGGAAGCUUGACCUUAGUUUUUCAAAUAUUACUCAAGAUCCAGACUGCCUCUUCUCCUUCCAUUCUGGGGCUGUUGAAGCCUUGGCAGUCUCUCCCCUCACUUACCUCAUGGCCACUACUGCCUUGGAUUGCUCUGUUCGAAUCUAUGAUUUUGCUAGCAAAAUGCCUUUGGCUCGGAUGAAAUUCAAACAGGGAGGUACUGCCCUUGCUUGGGUACCCCAACUGGUAAGCUACACCGGAGCACAGAUUAUUGCAGGAUUCGAAGAUGGGGUGGUUCGAAUUCUUGAACUUUACGAUCCAAAAGGACUCACAAUUUUUGCAGGACGGAAGAAAAUUUCUGAUGCAGAUAUUAAUUUGAAACAGGUUUUCAAACCCCAUACUGCUCGUGUCACUGCCUUAGCUUAUGAACGUGAUGGAGAAAUUCUAGCUACAGGGAGUAAAGAUCAAACCGUCUUCUUCUUUGAGGUAGAAAAGGAUUAUAAGCCAAUAGGGUAUAUUACUACUCCUGGACCUGUUCGCCAGUUAGUAUGGUCUUCAAACUCCCAUCCUGACAGUACUUUACUGAUUAUCUGUGAGAAUGGCUAUGUUCUUGAAACUCCACUUCCAACCAUAAAGGAGGAAGAGGAAAAUCGUGAUGUAGUUUCCUAUGAAAUCAAAGACAUGGACAUAAAGUGUUUUCAUUUCUCAAGUGUCAAGUCUAAGAUUCUGCGAUUAAUAGAAAUAGAAAAGAGAAAGACAUUAAGGGAUUUGAAGAAGAAGGAGAAGGAAGAAAGGAGGAAGCAGCUAGCAGCAGAGAUGGGAGAAGAUGGAGAAAAGGAACUCCAAGUAGAGGAGGAGGAAGAGGAAGAGGAGCCAUUACCUGAAAUCUUUAUUCCAUCAACUCCCUGUCACAUUCUCUGUGGAUUUUACUCUGAGCCAGGGAAGUUCUGGGUUUCUUUGGGUGGCUAUGAUGCUGGUUUUCUAUAUCACUGUGAGUUCCCCUCGUAUGACCAGAGUACUGCUAUCACAAAAAAGAAAGAUGAACCUUUUGAUUUUCGUCUUCUUGAAGAUACAGAGGAUAAUCCCAUCCAAACUAUCACUUUCAGCAUUCACCAAGAUAUGAUGUUUUGUGGAAUGCAAAAUGGAGCAAUUCGAGUCUAUAUCCUAAGUCAAAAUAAGCCUUCAUUGAUUAAUACAGAGGACUACUGGCACUUCAAUAUCCAUGACAAUAAUUAUGGUUGUAUUAAAGGCAUCUGUACUAGUUUUGAUGACCGUUUCUUGGUGACUACUGGAGCAGAUAGUAAUAUCUUUGUUUUCACCAUUUUUUCUGAAUUUGAGCUAAAGAAAGACAUCAAAGCUGAAGUGCCAUCUCCUAGGUUUGGAAUUGAGACAGAGCCAAUUCCAGAAGAUAUUGAAGAUCCCAAAGCCUAUAGUAUUGAGAAUGCUAGAAGAAAAAGACAACAUGACAAGUUAAUGAAAGAAGUGGAAGAAAUAAAGGCUGGGAAGAGAGAAAAACUCAAAGCUUUGAGGAAUGAAUUUUGGAAACUUCUAGAAAUGAAUCAAGGAUUACCAAAGCAUAUGCAGUUUAAGCGAACAGAUUUUGAUAUAGAUUCCAAAAUUCGUGCUGAGAUUGGCAGGAAAACAGCUUUUAAAAUUCAACAAGUGGAAAAAGAAUUAGCUUGGGAAAAAGAGAAACAUCAGAUUGGCCUCAUGAAACUACAGAAUAGAUUUCGUGAGUCAUUGGAAAGUGAUACUAUUGUGGUUCAUGCCAUACAAAGUGAUCACAAGAUAUCCUCCUAUAGGCUUGUGAAGCCCUCUAAGUAUUCCAAGUCCAAGCGAACAAGUCUGUCAGACAGAAGAACAAGCAAAUUGGAGAGGCUGGAAAAAGAAGGAGCUGGAAGGAAAGAUAGCCAGAAAGAUACAGGUGGGAACAUUAGUGUGCCAGAAGAAUCAAUUAUAGAAAAAGGGAAGAAGUUUCGGCCUAAAACCCUGAGUGAAAUUAUGGUGGAAAAUCAAAUUGAGAAAACAAGGAAACUUAUAUUAAAAGCUGAAAGGGCCCAACUUAAGAUUCAGCAACGAAAAAAAGAAUGGGAGGAACUGUACAAGAGUAAGCCUCAGGAUGACUUUGAAGAUCCCAGAGAUGUUCAAGCCAUCAAGGAGGCUCAGUUGUAUAUGGGAGACUUCAAUCUGAAGACAGCCGCAGACUAUAAGAUACCCGAGCACAUGAGAAUAAAUGCUGCCAAGAAGGAAGAGGAACUGGGACACCUAGACACCCUGGCCCACUCAAAGAAAAAGAACAUGAACAAAUGUAUCCUCUCUCUUCGAGACCUUAAAGUGGCUGUCAUUGAGGAAAUACAGUGCCUGGUUCAGGAACUGAAGAGCAUCCAGUCAACUCUUCAUGUGUCUAAGCACAUUCCUAUUCCCCAAGUCCCCCAGAUACUCCCGGAAGAAGUUCCAGAAAAGAGAUUUCAGUAUGAUGAGGAAACUCUCCUAAAUUUUAAGCGACAGCAGAUCAAGAUUCAGGAUGAAACGUCCUCCCAGCUGGAAAAGGGAGAGUCUGCUAUCUCAGGUGGAGGAUUCCUCAGACUCUCUUCUAUAAAGGACAGUGAUUUGACGACAAGAGAUUCAUUGUCUAGAUCAUCAAAGGCAUCAUCAUUCAGUGUAGAUGCUGUGAAGUUUUUGGAAUUUGAAAAAGCAGAUCCAAUUGAUAUAGAGCUGGAAGUUAUGAAAAGGGAUGAGAUUAAACAUUUGUACAUGCAACAGUAUUUAACUAACAGGAUCAAAGAACUGAUAGUCACUUUUGAUGCAGAACUCCAUCUUCUGAGACAUCAGAAACUGAAACUAGAUACUCAGAUGAAAUUAUCUGACCUUCACCAUGUCACAUUAUUUCAAGAAAUGCUUCUCCUCAAGAAUUUUGAAAAACAGGAGAAUAUACUUCAAGAGCGUGUUAAUUCAUUAGACAAAGAAGAACAGGAUAUGCAGUGGAAAAUAAAUGAAACUCUUAAAGAGAUGGAAGAGAAAAAGAAUGAAAUUGCCAAGCUCCAGGACCAAGAAAAAGCACUCUAUGCUGGCUUCCAAGCAGCUGUUGGAGAAAACAAUAAAUUUGCUAAUUUCCUAAUGAAGGUCCUAAAGAAGAGGAUUAAGCGGGUGAAGAAAAAGGAGGUUGAAGGAGAUGCCGAUGAAGAUGAAGAAAGUGAUGAAUCAAGUGAAGAAGAAUCUAGCUUAGAGAGUGAUGAAGAUGAGUCUGGAUCUGAUGAUGAGGUUUUUGAUGAUUCUAUUUGCCCAACAAAUUGCGAUGUGGGUCUUUUUGAAUUGGCCCUUCAACUUCGAGAGAAAAGGCUGGACAUUGAGGAGGCCUUAGUGGAAGAAAAGAAAAUUAUCGAUAACCUCAGAAAGGAACAUGAUACACUAUCCAAAAAAGUAAAAGUUGUGGCAGCUAACCUGAAUGUAGCAGAGGAGGCCCUGGAGGCUUACCAACGGGAGAAGCAGCAACGGCUGAACGAACUGCUUGUGGUGAUUCCACUCAAGCUCCACCAGGUAGAGCAUGUAGUAUUUGGAGAAAUUCCUAAUGAUCUUUCUGGAACCUUGGUCUUUUCUAACCAUUCCUUGGGACGCCUGCAAGAACGAAUCAUAGAGCUCCAUGAGGAAAAUUCCAAGCAGCAAAAACUUAACAAGGAAUGCCGGGAGAGGCGCAAACAGCUUAUCCGAGAAAAGAGAGAGAUGGCGAAAACUAUAAGCAAAAUGGAAGAAACAGUCCAUCAACUAAUGAUCAGCAAGUUUGGCCGUGUGAUAGACCUAGAAGCCCUUCAGACACUUUCCGUGAACACAACGCUUGAAGAGCUAAAGAUCAAAAAACUUCGAAAGGAGUUAAUGAAUGCAAAGGAAAUGAAGAUGUGGGAGGAAAAGAUUGCUCAGGUGCGAUGGGAGUUGAUGAUGAAGACAAAAGAACACACCAAAAAGCUUCAUCAGAUGAAUGAUUUAUGUAUUGAAAAGAAGAAACUUGAUUCUCGGUUGAAUACACUACAGAACCAGCAGGGCAAUGCCUUCCAGGGCCCUCGGAAAGCAGACAUUGUGGCAAGACAGAAGGUCACCGAAUUGAUCCAACUGCAGGCAGAAAGGAUUUCCGCCUUAAAGGAAGAGAUUGCUCUCUUGCGUAAGAAAGGUGGUCUUAUCCUCCCACCCAUUCAGCCUCCGCAAGAGGAGAUGAAGCCCAUGGGCCUUUAAGUUUGCUUUUUUCUUCAAAUCCAUCCAAGAUUUCAGACAUAUGACUUGCCAGAAGUCUGUUUCCUUGCUGGCUGCAACAGUCCUAUUAUUUUAAAGUGAAUUUGUUUAAAAGCCUAAGACCAGAUCUAGUCAUAUAGUAUUAAUGACUCUUCUCUAAUGUGGUUAUCUUAGAAUGGACUCUAGCCCCCAACAUCUAUUUCCCUUUGAACUGAACCAUUUUAGAUCUGUUUGGAACCCAAUGGACUGAAUAUGGAGCCUCAGAAGGCUGUAUGUAUCGCAAAACUUCAAGAAAGCACCUGCAAUAUAUCUUGU
Molecule: messenger RNA, 5850 nt
Organism: Enhydra lutris kenyoni (northern sea otter)
Lineage: Eukaryota; Metazoa; Chordata; Mammalia; Carnivora; Mustelidae
Product: cilia and flagella associated protein 44
Exons: 34
Coding region: 1-5538 (1845 amino acids)
Molecular function (GO): protein binding
Source: RefSeq, a predicted model, not a curated record